Messenger RNA from Notodromas monacha, 1127 nucleotides. The record is from the annotation of a GenBank genome assembly. Lineage: Eukaryota; Metazoa; Arthropoda; Ostracoda; Podocopida; Cyprididae.
AUGAGGGCUUCAAAGGCAAGAAGAAAGUUCAGCAGAGUGACCACAAGGGCCAAGGUGACCAGCACUGCUGAGGAUGAGGACUCAGAGGAGAAACAGGAACCAGAAGUGAGGACCACUACUGUGACCAUGAUGAGGAGCCCUAUUGGAACUUCUUCCACUCUGUCCAUUUCAAGUACCACUUUCCCAACCACCACAACCACUACCACUACCACAACCACAACACCAUCCACCACCACCACACACACUACCCCAACCACCACAACUACACAAACUACCACCACCACAACAACCAAAGCUUUACCAUUUCCUGAAGCCAAAAGUAUGGAGAAUCCACCAAUGAUUCAUGGUGUUGAGUCACAGCAGGGAAACUCCAUGAUGGGGGUGUCUGGGGGACCUGGACCAGUGCAACCCCCAUCACACCACAAUUCCCUGAUGCAGUCUAACCCAGAAGCAGACAACACAAAGCAAGUCCUGAAUUCUCAGCAGCCAGGAAAGGGCCAGUCAGGAGGAGACCCAGGGCCAGCAGAUCAUGGCCUGCCACCCCAGCAGCCCAGUGUCAUGACCCACAAGGUCUCAGCACCUGAACCAGCAGCACAACCUGCCCCAGGCCAAGUACCAUCAUCAUCACAAGCCAUGCCACCCAUGGACCAGCAAUCCCCUGCAUCAGGGCCAGGUCCAGGUCCAGGCCCAGGUCCAGGUAUGAUGCAGCCACAGGCAUCACAACCUCAAAUGGGCCCAGAAUUCCUGCCUCCAAGAUUUGAGGUGCCACCAGCAAAUGCUGCAGUCUUCCAUCAACCAGCAUUUUUUGAACCUGCUCCCAACACAUUCCAGAUGCCAUACAACCCUGAGGGCAGUAGCAAUAAUGCACCACCAGGGAUGAUGCAGCAACUGCCUCAGCAGCCAAGGCCUGCAUUCAUUUCAGGCACUCCUUCACCUGAACAGUCUAUGAUGAUGCAAAGGGCACCUGGAUUCAAGAGCAGGAGAGACACUGUCAAAGAGCUUCUUGAUAUUGCUGAUCAGAAAUCUGAUGAUAAGCCCUUCAUGCCUGGCUCUGAAAAGACUCAGCAGAAAGCCUGGGCUGCCAUGGGCCGCUUUGGACGCUGAAUAAAAAAUCUCUCCUGCAUUCA